AGCUGGCGGGCCGCGCGCGGGAACUCGCGGAGGCUCCGACCGGACCAGGCGGGUCCUGGGAGGAAGGGGUUCGUGGGAGGCGGCUCUUCCUGCGCCGCCUCGGGCGAGCAGCGGAGGAGCGCGGAGCCUCGGCGGGCCCGGCCCAAAAGUCCGUUGUGCCGCGGCCCGCGUGACCGGAGCCGCCCACGCCGGCCUGCGCCGACCCGGGUCGUUUCGCCCACGCCUACCCGGCUGACUGAGGCCCACGCUGUCCGGCGCUGACUAGGGCCGCCACCCCGCUGUCACUCCCGCGCAGCCCCGCAGGAACGACCUCCCUCCCUGCGGACGCCCGGGCGGGCAGCUGGGUGAGCUGCGUUUGCAAGGCGGAGGCCCGAGGUGCUGGGGAAUCGCGUGGACGCCGGUUGAUGGGGAGUCCAGCGAGGGAGACGGGCCCGCAGAGGGAAAUGACAAACUGGCUGUCCCGGAACCUUGAGCCCCAGACUGGACCCCAGAAGGGCAGGAGCCAGUGAGAGGACCGCGUCGUCCCGGCAACAAGUUCUUGUAGUGACAGAUCAGGGGUGUGAUCUCCGUCCACACUUAUGCACAGCUGUGGCGUCCCGUUUAAAGUGAGCGAACUGAGGCCUAGUCAGACCAGGCGUCAGCAACAGUGUGCGCCUAGAAUCAUCUCUCCACCAUGUGUAGUCGUUCUGCCACCAACAGAGGAGGAGGAGUAUUCAUUUGUCCGGCAGGAUGGACAAUGGCAUUCACACAGGGUCUCUUCCACCUUGCCGCCCCACAGCCCAGCUCCCCCAGGUACAGGAAGCACCUGGGUGGAGGCCUUCCUCAGCGGGGCCAGAGAUGGCGUCCGUGGACUUCAAGACCUACGUGGACCAGGCCUGCCGCGCCGCUGAGGAGUUCGUGAACGUGUACUACACCACCAUGGACAAGAGGCGGCGGCUGCUGUCCCGCCUGUACAUGGGCACGGCCACCUUGGUGUGGAACGGCAACGCCGUUUCGGGACAAGAGUCCUUGAGUGAGUUUUUUGAGAUGCUGCCUUCCAGUGAGUUCCAAAUCAACGUGGUAGACUGCCAGCCUGUUCACGAUGAAGCCACCCCGAGCCAGACCACAGUCCUCGUGGUGAUCUGUGGGACGGUGAAGUUUGAGGGCAACAAACAGCGGGACUUCAACCAGAACUUCAUCCUGACAGCCCAGGCCUCGCCCAGCAACACGGUGUGGAAGAUUGCCAGCGACUGCUUCCGCUUCCAGGACUGGGCCUGCUAGUGGCGUGGGGAGACACCCCCAGACUGAACUCUGUGCUCCCUUGAGUCCCAGGGGCCCUUUUCUCGGCAUACACUUGUCAUAGCUGCCUUUUCAAAGUAGUAAAAUUCUCUAUUUUUCUACUUGCCCAGUAGAGACCCUGUCUCUGGAAAUUCUGAUGAAUAAAACGAUAAUAUGAAUGUU
This is a messenger RNA of Eubalaena glacialis (North Atlantic right whale), 1440 nucleotides long. RefSeq names its product nuclear transport factor 2 like export factor 1 (gene NXT1). The coding region runs from base 730 to 1260 and encodes 176 amino acids. Lineage: Eukaryota; Metazoa; Chordata; Mammalia; Artiodactyla; Balaenidae. The record is from RefSeq and is a predicted model, not a curated record. The transcript has 3 exons. Gene Ontology annotation, cellular component: nuclear pore central transport channel. Gene Ontology annotation, biological process: protein import into nucleus.